This is a messenger RNA of Styela clava, 603 nucleotides long. RefSeq names its product thiopurine S-methyltransferase-like. The record is from RefSeq and is a predicted model, not a curated record. Gene Ontology annotation, molecular function: thiopurine S-methyltransferase activity. Lineage: Eukaryota; Metazoa; Chordata; Ascidiacea; Stolidobranchia; Styelidae.
GAAAUUUUAAUUUAUUUGUGCUAUUAUAAAAAUGUCCAGCACUGUCCAGAAUAUUGGAUCAGAAAUGUCGCUAGAGGAAUGGGAAAACGUCUACUGGAAGAAAGAUUUUACACCGUUCCACAAAACCGACGGACCUCACACGUUGUUGAUUGAAUUCUAUGAUUUUAUAUUCGGAUUGAAACAAAGACAUCGUAUAUUUGUCCCGUUAUGUGGAAAAACUAAAAGCAUGUUGUGGUUGGCAAGCAAAGGUCAUGAUGUUGUUGGACUUGAAUAUUCACCGAUAGCAGUGAAAAGUUUUUUUGACGAUAAUGGUUUGCUUUUCGAAUGCUCUGACCAUACCAACAGCAAACUAAAGAUUUUCAAGGCUGUAGGAUUGAAUAUCACAAUUUUCCAAGGCGAUAUAUUUGAUGCAAAUGCACAAGUUCUGGGUACAUUUGACGUCAUUUGGGAUAGAGGAAGUUUCACGUCAAUUUAUCCUCCCAAAAGGCCAAGGUAUCUUGAAUGAUGAGAUCCAUACUUGAAAAGAGUGGUUCAUACAUGUUAAACUCAUUUCAUUUUGAAGCAAUUCAUAAAGGGCCACCAUACCAUGUUGAGACUGAUAUC